GCUUGGGCAGUAUUUGGGUACAAUGACUACAGUGCCUCCUCCAGGGGUGGAUGGUAGGUUCCGGGUUGAGUGUUUGCGGGCCGGGCUGCCUGUGCUUCAGAUUUGCUGAGGGAAGAGAGCAGGGAAGAGGUGUGUGAGGAUUUCGGUGCGGGAAGUGAGUGGAUAGGGGUCCGGGUUGCUUAUCUGGAUUCUUCACCUCAUGACAUACACCUGCCUCAAAAGGGAAUUACAAAUUAUCAGUCGUGGUGGAGAGGAAGCGUCCAUGCGACUGGUGCUGAUGGACUUUUGCUUGGGAGCGGUGGACUGAGAGACUGCCUCAUAUAUCUUCUCCUUCAGCUCCCCGAACUUCUACUAAAAGAAGAGGGAAGGGACCACUUCACACAACAUGGCAACAGUGCAAACCACGGUAUCUGACAUGCGCACGAGAGCGGAAGGCUACGAGAAGACAGACGACGUGUCUGAAAAGACCUCACUUGCAGAUCAAGAAGAGAUGCGAAGCAUUUUUAUCAACCAGCCUCAGCUGACUAAGUUUUGCAACAACCAUGUUAGCACUGCAAAGUACAAUCCCAUCACGUUUCUGCCAAGAUUUCUCUAUUCUCAAUUCAGAAGAGCUGCCAACGCAUUUUUCCUGUUUAUAGCACUACUACAGCAAAUUCCAGACGUGUCGCCAACAGGUCGCUAUACAACACUGGUCCCUCUCUUGUUUAUUUUAGCUGUGGCAGCUAUCAAAGAAAUAAUAGAAGAUAUUAAAAGACAUAAAGCUGAUAAUUUUGUAAACAAGAAGAAAACUCAAGUAUUGCGAAAUGGUGCUUGGGAAAUCGUGCACUGGGAAAAGACAGAUGUUGGAGAUAUAGUUAAAAUAAGUGGCACAGAAUAUAUACCUGCUGACAUUAUACUUCUCUCAUCAAGUGAACCUCAAGCAAUGUGCUACAUUGAAACCUCAAAUCUAGAUGGAGAAACAAAUCUUAAAAUACGCCAGGGUUUGUCGGUGACUGCAGAUAUGAAGGACAUAGAUACACUGAUGAGCCUGUCUGGCAAAAUUGAAUGUGAAAGUCCUAACAGACAUUUAUAUGAUUUCAAUGGAAACAUCAGACUGGAUGGCCAUGGGCUUGUCCCUCUGGGUCCAGAUCAUAUUCUAUUGCGAGGGGCUCAGCUGAGAAACACACAGUGGGUGCAUGGAAUUGUUGUCUAUACUGGCCAUGAUACUAAGCUCAUGCAGAAUUCCACAAGGCCUCCUCUGAAAUUGUCAAAUGUGGAACGUAUAACCAACAUCCAGAUACUGCUUCUGUUUGGCACACUUAUCGCGAUAUCUUUAGUCUGCUCCAUUGGCUCCUCUAUAUGGAAUUCGAGGCAUGGCGAUAAGGACUGGUACCUAAGCUUGAACUAUGGAGGAGCUAGCAAUUUUGGACUGAAUUUUUUAACAUUUAUUAUUCUCUUCAACAACCUUAUACCCAUCAGUUUGCUAGUUACUUUGGAGGUGGUGAAAUUUAUCCAGGCAUAUUUCAUAAACUGGGAUGUAGAUAUGUUGUAUGAGCCUACAGAUACAGCUGCUAUGGCCCGAACUUCAAAUCUUAAUGAAGAACUAGGGCAGGUAAAGUACAUAUUUUCUGACAAAACUGGGACCUUGACUUGCAACGUUAUGCAAUUUAAGAAGUGCACUAUAGCAGGAAAUGCCUAUGGCCAUUGCCCAGAGCCAGAAGAGGACAGGUAUUCAGACGAUGGUUGGCAUUAUUCACAUACUGAAGAAGGCUUCCUUGACCCAUCUUUGCUCGAAAACUUGGAAAACAAUCAUCCAACUGCACCGGUGAUAUGUGAGUUUCUUACUAUGAUGUCGAUAUGUCAUACUGCUGUGCCGGAGCGUGAUGGAGAUCAGAUCAUUUAUCAGGCAUCUUCUCCUGAUGAGGCUGCUCUGGUCAGAGCAGCAAGACAAUUGCGUUUUGUAUUUACCGAUCGGACGCCAAAUUCUGUCAUAAUAGAAUCACUUGGUCAGGAAGAGCGAUUUGAGCUGCUGCAUGUUCUGGAAUUUACAAGUAAUCGGAAGCGAAUGUCUGUCAUUGUUCGAAAUUCAGCAGGAAAACUGCGGCUGUACUGCAAAGGGGCUGAUACAGUCAUUUAUGACCGUCUGGCUGAAACGUCAAAGUACAAAGAAAUAACAUUAAAACAUUUGGAACAGUUUGCAACCGAAGGUUUACGGACCUUGUGCUUUGCUGUUACUAGUAUCCCAGACAGUGCUUAUGAAGAAUGGCUGGAUAUUUAUCAUAGAGCUUCCACUUCUGUGCAGAACAGAGCACUGAAACUUGAGGAAUGCUAUGAACUCAUAGAAAAAAAUCUACAUUUACUUGGAGCCACGGCCAUUGAGGACAAGCUACAAGACAGUGUGCCAGAAACAAUAGAGACUUUAAUCAAGGCGGAUAUCAGGAUCUGGAUUCUAACAGGAGAUAAGCAGGAAACUGCUAUUAAUAUAGGUCACUCUUGUAAACUUCUUACGAAGAACAUGGGACUAAUUGUUAUUAAUGAAGAAUCUCUUGAUACAACUCGAGAAGUUUUAAAUCAUCACUGCACCACUCUUGGUGAUUCCUUGAGAAAGGAGAACGACUUUGCUCUGAUAAUUGACGGCAAGUCCCUGAAGUAUGCCUUGACAUUUGAAGUGAGACAGUAUUUCUUAGACCUCGCUCUUUCAUGUAAAGCUGUAAUUUGUUGCAGGGUAUCCCCUCUGCAGAAAUCUGAAGUGGUGGAGAUGGUAAAAAAACAAGUAAAAGUUAUCACCCUUGCUAUUGGCGAUGGAGCAAAUGAUGUCAGUAUGAUCCAGACGGCCCACGUUGGUGUUGGUAUAAGUGGAAAUGAAGGGCUACAAGCUGCCAACUCGUCUGACUACUCUAUAGCACAGUUUAAGUAUUUGAAGAACUUACUGCUGGUCCAUGGUGCUUGGAAUUAUAAUCGAGUAGCAAAGUGCAUAUUGUACUGUUUUUAUAAGAAUAUUGUGCUCUAUAUUAUUGAGAUUUGGUUUGCCUUUAUGAAUGGUUUCUCUGGGCAGAUUCUUUUCGAAAGAUGGUGCAUCGGCCUUUACAACGUGCUGUUUACGGCGCUGCCCCCUUUAACUCUUGGAAUAUUCGAACGAUCAUGUCGCAAGGAAAACAUGCUGAAAUACCCUGAGUUGUACAAGACAUCCCAGAAAGUGCUUGAUUUCAAUACAAAGGUCUUCUGGGUUCACUGUUUGAAUGGCCUUUUCCACAGUGUUAUCCUGUUCUGGUUUCCAUUAAAAGCUCUCCAGCACGAUACCGUAUUUGGGAAUGGGAAAACCUCUGACUACCUUUUGCUGGGAAACAUUGUUUACACAUUUGUGGUGAUAACUGUGUGUUUGAAAGCUGGAUUAGAAACAUCACAAUGGACAAUGUUCAGUCAUAUAGCUAUCUGGGGAAGCAUUCUACUGUGGAUCGUUUUCUUUGGAGUCUAUUCUUCGUUGUGGCCUGCUAUCCCCUUGGCACCUGACAUGUCAGGAGAGGCGGUUAUGAUGUUCAGCUCUGGAGUUUUCUGGAUGGGGCUUUUCUUCAUCCCUAUCACAUCCUUGCUGUUUGACAUUUUGUACAAAGCGGUCAAAAGAACAUGUUUUAAAACCUUAGUUGAUGAAGUUCAUGAACUUGAAGCCAAAGCACAAGAUCCUGGUGCUGUUGUCCAUGGGAAAAGCUUAACUGAGAGAGCACAGUUGCUGAAGAACGUCUUUAGAAAGAAUACGACUAAUUUAUACCGUUCUGAAUCGGUACAGCAGAACCUGCAUCACGGGUAUGCCUUUUCCCAAGAUGAGAAUGGAAUUGUCUCUCAGUCUGAUGUGAUCAGAGCCUACGACACCACCAAGCAAAGAGCAGAAGAAUGGUGAACAGGAGCAGACGCGAACCUCGCUUGUUAAUUCACUAGAUCUUGUCUGAAAUCAGAUAUGAAACCUUGCGGUUGGUGAUUUCAAAAAGAUCAGUGUCCAAAAAUUGACCUGUAAUUUAUUAUUUUCUAUUAAAAAAAAAAAAGGUAGCAGACACUGUUAAUGUAUUACAACUGUUGCACGUUUCUCCCGACAAUGUCGAGUCUAACAACCCGAUAGUUAGUGUAACAAUAUCGCAUUUCAGUAUUAUUUUAUAAGAAAAAUAACAACCCACCGCCCUUUGGGUAAUCGACAAGGUUGUGAAAUGAAGAACAAUGUUUUUCCGAGCAGACCCCUAUGUUUAUAACACGGAACGACAGCCUGUGAUACUAGAGCUGCAAAACCACAUGGGAUCCGCUAGCCGCAUCCUCAGAGAGAGUAGAGUAUCAAACGAUUUUACUAUAAAUGCUUGCCAAAGAAACAUAUCCUGUUCUGGUUAUUCCCUGCUGGGAUGUCUUUGGAAGAUCUUUCAGUUGAUGGGGAGAUAUUUCCUGCAAACACUCCUCAAAUCUCCAGUUGUUACGAGGGCAAGAUCACAAGACGCAAGCUUGUAUCCUUGUACCUUAAUGACACUUGUUUUUAUUAUCUGUGACAUUUUACACCUUGCGCCUUAUUCAUGCUACUGUGUUAAUCUUGUUGCGUAAAAAUGUGAAUGCAUUAAAAUGCUUGUGUGUGUCUAAAGAGAUGAGCGUGUUAGAGUCGCUAAGGAAUGUCACGAUUUCCCCAGUGUCUUGUGCUGUUUUUCUUGUACCUUUCUAUACGUUGACGAGAAGGAAAUGCAAUUCUCCUAUCUGUUUAAAUUCUUUUAAUGGAAAAUGUUUUUAGCACAGGUUGUUAUUUAUAUAGAGAUUAAUGUAUACCCUUUACUCCAAUUUCUUUUUUUUUUUUUUUCCUUAAAUUCUUUUUAAGCUUCAUUUGUAAGUGUUGUUUCCUGCACAGAAGCACUUGCUUGUAGUGGAGAAUGUAAAUGGCCUUCGGUGUCAUGGUGGAUGAAUUUUGGAGAAUCGGAAUGUAGUUACGUAUUCAGUUAAAGUCUAGACCGACGUAUAUAUAUGGAAACCUGAGGGGUUGAAAUAAUUCUUGGCCAACGUUCUCCAUAAAUUCCCAUUUUUGAAAUUUGAUAUCUUUUUAAUGAGGUCUGUGGAGUAGAUGUUAAAAUUGUGCAUGGUAACAUAUCACAUUCGUAUUCUGCUCUAUGUACUAAUCCUGGGGACUUCUUUAAGCAUAAGUCCUAGCCAUGGCACAUUUUUAUUGGGAUUCACUAGCACCGCAGCAUGAUCCGCUCUUCAGUCAGGUUUGCUCCAUCGAUAUCACUAGAAAAUAUUACCUGGAUUUCUAACAUGAGUUUGUAAAGAUUAACAUCCAGAAUGAUAUUAUUUAUUACAGUUGCACCCAUGGUAUGUUGCUUGUGUGGUUUUGUUUGCUCCAGUCCAUACAUGACCAUUUAAACAUAUCAUUAGCCUUAAAGGGAUUCUGUCAUGAUUGUUAUGGUGUUGUUUGUAUAUAUAUUUUGUAUAUUGCUUAUAAUUCUACCAUUUUACAUUGUAUUCUUUAACCAAUAAAUGUAUUUUUUCAGCUGUAAUAUUGGAGUGUAGGCAGCCAUCCCAGGUCAUUGUGCUUGAAAGAUCCAGCACUUUAAAGUGGAUUUGCUUUCAAUUAAGCUGUUGUUUCUCCUACUGAGUGCUAUUCUUAUAUCUAUAGGAACAUUUUUUAGCAAUGCAGAUGUCACAGGGGUGAUGCCGUGUUAACUUCCUGCUGUUCUGCUGAUGUGAAAGGAGAGGGGUGAUCUCAGAGCAAAAGUCAACUGACUGACUAAGGGCACCUGGGAAGUUAAGAGCAUGUCUAGUCCCACAUCAAAUUACAGAAUCAAAUAUUUAAAUAAGAAAUCUGUUUGCUCUUUUGAAAACUCCAGAUUUCAAUGCAGGAGUCUGCUGAAGGAGCGAUAUUAACUGAUGCGUGAAAAACAUGUUUUCCUGAGACAGAAUCCCUUUUAGGCUAAAACCUUCAGAAUGAACAUUGAAAUUGUACAUAAAGAAGACUGGUCUAGAAAAAAUACAUUUUACAAAGAGAUUCUCGGAUAGUUACUCCCAGUUUGGAGGAUAUCCGAGUAAUUAGCACUACUACCAUUGAGUAGUUAAGAGAGGAGUGAAUGUUAAUUGCUAUUUAUAUAUAAAGAGAGAGAGGUUUUAUAAGUAGCAAAAAUAUUUUGCUAUAGAAGGCCCCGAAUUAGGAUCGGAAUAGGGAUAUCCUUACCCCCUAGCAGAAUGUCACUAUAUUUUUUUGUAAAAUGAUUAAUAACUCCACUUCUCAUAGCUUAUACUAGCACAAGCCAAACCUAUUUGUAAUAUGGCUAUUAAAGGGAACGUGGCCUUUUUUUCCCCUCAUUCCGAAGGCUGUGUCAGAGGAGGUUGAAAGAAAAACUUGUAGAUAGUUUUAUUGGAUUUUACUGGAUGCCAUUAAGUGCCUGUACUGCAUCUGAACCCCAUCCAGUUGUCAGUAUAUAUUAUACUCCUUCAUUAUAAGAGUCUACGUGUGAAUCGAUGAAUUAACCAUUUAAAACAAUUCCGAUAUGUUCAGAAGCUUCAGCUAAUUUGAUUGGCCACUGCUGCCCAUCUUUCAAUUCAGCCCUAACAUUAGAGAAGUCAACCUACAUGUUUGUAUUAUCUUCUCUAAAUAUAUCGGCACUGAUCAUUUGUUUUUCUGUUUACUAAAGCGUGUAUUUCUUUCCCUAUGGCUUGUAUUCACAAUUCUGACUGGACUGUCAUACUAGGGUGUUUCCCAUAGGAAAUUUGUAUUGUGGUUCCAAUUUUAUGUGAUAGCCAGGGAGCUAAACUAAGUCAAAAACAAAAAAUGGGAAGAGGCCCACUAAUAGUCAAAAUAGUAUGAAAAUUAUUAGGACAUUCAUUGGCCUAAUGCAUUUCGUGCCAAGAUGGGCACUUACUCAUAGGGAGCUAAAGUUGUUUUUAUUGUCAGUUAAAAGAAUUUGAAUGGAAUGUACUUUGAAUAAAUUGUACCAUAUGUUUUUAUUCCGUCAGGCCAAAUUCUGGCAUAGUUUUUGAGGAUAGCCUUGUUUAUUCAGUACCAAUGGCCUAGCCUAGACACAGGGAGGAAUUUAUAAUGGUGCCCCUUUGGAUCUCCACCAAAACGAAAGCAUUCAGAAAGUGCCUGUAUCAGGGUGACGGAGAACUUCAACAUAAAUUGAAGCGAAUGUGCCCAGUGCUCUUUUUGGACACCGUUUCCAUUUGAUUUUUCUUAAUUCUUCUCUUGAUGUGUUACACUUUAUGGAGCUGCUUCCUCAUACAGGCACUGGUUUGAAUACCUGAAGUACAAUCACAUAGGUGGUGUCUCCAGUUCUUAUGGAGAGCUCAGCCCUAAGGUGUUUUUAGAAAGUGAUACCAGUUUUAAGUAUCCCCUGCAAUACUGUAUGACCAUAAACAUGAUCCAGUAACGUGGUGGACAGAGCACCUCGGAGAGCUGAGCUUGGCUGAACCUGGCAGGAGAACCUACCAAGAUCUAGGAAAAAUCCCCCUUCUAUCCAGCAUACUCCUCCAAGACUUCACCUCUUUUGGUGUUAUUUUCUGCUAGAGAACAACCCAGCAUAUCCACAUAAACAUUGACAUCAUAAUUCUACCCUGAAAAGUUAUUAUAUAUUUCCUACGCCAUGUUCGAAAAGCUCUUGGAAAAAGCAUUUUGGCCAAAUGUGGUUUGUUUGGAAAGUUUGUCCCCUUUAAAACUGCGGCUUGGGAAUCGCAUCUGUCCAUCGUCAAGUGACAAAUUAUUUCUAAAAAACUAAAUUGGUCGUUGGUGCCUUGAGUAUCAUUAGCGGCGUGAAUAUGGUUUCAGUUUGUGCGUGUGUUUUUUUAUAUGUAUUUCUAAUGGAGGUCAGCGAAGGCGAUGGAAGCCUUGCUGAAUAUUACGGUAAGGAAUGUUACACCCUCCCUGAACUCUGCGUCACUUAUUUGCCCAAUCGACUCUCAUUUCUAUAAGUAAACACCACCUAUGACUGGGCUGCUUUUACAUUGUCUCUAGAAGUUCAGCUCCCGGGUGAGUCUGUCUGUCCGGCCGGCCGUCCUUUUCAGUUGAACACUAAUUUACUCAACGUGACUAAGUGCUACAAACCCUUGUGCUCGUCAUGAGCCUUCCUGCUCCGUCUGCAUGAGUUAAUAUUGAAGAAGUCAAUGUGACUAACGCCUCAUCUCGUGAUUUACAAGCUUGCGCUAUGUUCCCGUACUGGAUGCUUUGGGAUACGUCUCAUUCAUUAAACAUUUUAUUAUAUAGGACCCCGUGUUGGGACGUAGGUUUUAGGGCAGAGACCGACGAGAAGAUUCGGGGAGAUUAGUCUCUCGGUGACAAAUCGCAUCUUCGUCGGGCGACUAAUCUCCCCAGACUGCCUCCCUGCCAGCUAGAAUCUAAAUCGCCGGCGAUAUGGCACUCGUGAUUCGUUUUCCGAAGUCGUCUAAAGUUUCCUCAUGAGGCGACUUCAGAAUAUGAAGUGCUACGUGUGCCAUUACAUUCUAGCUGACGGCGAGGCAGUUCGGGGAGAUUAGUCGCCCGAAGAAGAGGUGAUUUGGCGCCAGAAUCUCCAGAAUCUUCUCGUCUCUCUCUGCCCUUAAAGAACGUGUUUAUUUUGAAUCCGACCAUAUGAAGCUUUUCAUUCUUUAACGUUGCACUUACUUUGCCAACAUUAGUUUCCCCCCUGUUGUUGUUGUUGUGAGUAGAAUGUUUAUGUUAUCACACUAGAAGCCAUACAGGAAUAUAUGUGUUUCCUAUUGUUUUUUCUUGUCCUGAAAUGAGGCCCCUGAAUUCCUCGUGUGCACUGAUGUCUGUCACAAGGUGGAAUAGUGAAGAUGCAUGAAUGAUAAUGUGUUGUGGUAUCCACCGCCCAAAAACUUCUUUCUCAUGUCGAUGUUUGGCCUUCUUUGAUAGCGUAUCCAGCAAUGAGGGAUUCCACUUGAAGGCCGUUGCAACUUUUUUAUCGUUAUAGGGUUUUGUUUUUUUUUCUUUUUAUUUAUACUUUAACAUUUUAAAGCAGUGUUUUGUCUUGUUUAUAUUUGGUGAAUGUGCAUGUAUUACACUGGAAUUUUUCAAUGUUUUGUCUCCGUUUAAAACAAAUAAAAGUAAUAGUUUACCUGUU
This is a messenger RNA of Xenopus laevis (African clawed frog), 9044 nucleotides long. RefSeq names its product ATPase, aminophospholipid transporter (APLT), class I, type 8A, member 1 L homeolog (gene atp8a1.L). The coding region runs from base 386 to 3874 and encodes 1162 amino acids. Gene Ontology annotation, molecular function: ATP hydrolysis activity; phosphatidylserine flippase activity; nucleotide binding. The record is from RefSeq and is a predicted model, not a curated record. Lineage: Eukaryota; Metazoa; Chordata; Amphibia; Anura; Pipidae. Gene Ontology annotation, cellular component: Golgi apparatus; membrane; endomembrane system. The transcript is spliced from 38 exons. Gene Ontology annotation, biological process: aminophospholipid translocation; phospholipid transport; phospholipid translocation.